AUGUCUAAAGUCAAGAAACCCAGCUCGGUGAAGAGCAGCGCCCGCGAGUUGGCCGAGAAGAUCAAGCGCAAUGCCUUGAAAGAAAGAGCCGAGAAGGAGCGGGCAGAAAAGGCGUCCAAAGCGUCUCCCGAGGUCGAGGAGGAGGAAGUGGUGGUAGACGUGGACGGCAAGGGCGAGAGCGAUGGCCAGCCAGUGACAUUCCGCACAUUCUCGGAGCUCAAGCUCAUCCCCGAGCUCAUGGAGGCCAUCGAGCACAUGAAGUACACCAAACCCACCCCCAUCCAGGCCCAGUCCAUCCCCCACGCGUUGAAGGGCAAGGAUAUCAUUGGUCUUGCCCAAACAGGGUCGGGAAAGACGGCUGCGUUCGCCAUUCCUAUCCUCCAGGCGUUGUGGUACUCACAAGCGCCCUAUUUCGGGUUGGUGUUGGCGCCAACUCGUGAGUUGGCUUACCAGAUCAAGGAGACGUUCGACGCGUUGGGCUCCGCCAUGGGCCUCCGUUCCGUGUGUGUGGUCGGAGGCAUGGACAUCAUGGACCAGGCACGCGACUUGAUGAGAAAGCCUCAUGUCGUGGUGGCCACGCCUGGGCGGAUCAUGGACCACUUGGAGCACACCAAGGGCUUCUCGUUGAAGAACUUGAAGUACUUGGUCAUGGACGAAGCCGACCGUUUGCUCGACAUGGACUUCGGGCCUGCGCUCGACAAGAUCUUGAAGAUCAUUCCUCGUGAAAGAGUCACCUACCUAUUUUCCGCCACCAUGACCAACAAGAUCGAAAAGUUGCAAAGAGCAUCCUUGAAAUCGCCAGUACGAAUUGCCGUUUCCACAAAGUACCAGACAGCAGACAACUUGAUCCAGUCGAUGAUGUUGGUGCUGGACGGGUACAAGAACACCUACUUGGUGCACUUGUUGAACGAGUAUGCUGGCAAGUCCAUCAUCAUCUUCACCCGGACGUGUGCCCACUCCCAGCGGACGUCGUUGUUGGCACGGAUUUUGGGGUUUGCAGCCGUGCCGUUGCACGGACAGUUGAGUCAGGCCCAGCGGUUGGGACUGUUGAACAAGUUCAAGGCUGGCUCCAGCAACAUCUUGGUGGCCACCGACGUGGCAGCCAGAGGGUUGGACAUUCCCAGCGUGGACGUGGUCAUCAAUUAUGACAUUCCCACCGACUCCAAGGCAUACAUCCACAGAGUGGGAAGAACCGCCAGAGCCGGCAGAUCGGGCAGGUCCAUCAGUUUGAUCACCCAGUACGACUUGGAAAUGUACUUGCGGAUCGAAAGCGUGUUGGGCAAGAAGUUGCCCAAGGAUCCGUCCCCCGACAAGGCGGUGUUGGAGGCGUUGCACGUCCAUGUAGACCGUGCCAGUGCCGAGGCCAUCAGACAGACCAAGGAUUUCCACGAUAAGAGAGGCAAGAGACGGGGCGACGACAGGGAAGAGAAGUAG
Messenger RNA from Suhomyces tanzawaensis NRRL Y-17324, 1434 nucleotides. RefSeq names its product RNA-dependent ATPase. The transcript has a single exon. The record is from RefSeq and is a predicted model, not a curated record. Gene Ontology annotation, molecular function: nucleic acid binding; RNA helicase activity; ATP binding. Lineage: Eukaryota; Fungi; Ascomycota; Pichiomycetes; Serinales; Debaryomycetaceae. Bases 1 to 1434 code for a protein of 477 amino acids.